UCCUGCCGGUUCACUCCAAUAUAAAGGAGGAACGAUGAGCGCUCCAUCUUGCCAUGAUCCUUGGCACAGAGACAAUUCACUGCCUUUUCAUGACUCUAGACAAUCUUCUUGACUUUAUAUAAUCUUGUUCUUAUCCCGCCUUUUCUACUUUAUCUCUUCCUCUCACGACAUGAUUCUCUACGCUUUCCUUUGGCUCGCCUCUCGGACGUAUGGUGGGCGCACAUGUAGCGGCGUGGCAUAAAGGAAUGUACUGUUUAAAUGGUACCGUGCCAGGUGUCAAUAACCAGAACACCGCUGACGCCGUCCAACCCUUGUAUCAAUUAACGAAAGACCAAUGGUGGUUUCAUCACUAUAAUGGGUGCGACGAAUUCCCCCCAGACGAAGGCGACUUUCUAGAACUACCCGCCAAUGGCCAAUUCACCGUCGAACUGGCUGUGAACCGCGCCUUCACCACCUUAUCCUACAACGGUGCCGGCAUAAAUGACUUUGGAGACGGACAAGCUCACCCAGAGUUCUACCGGCAACGGACGGAAUGCAUUUCACAACCCAACAUUCACACGCAGAACGAAUCAAUGGCUGCAGGAACGGCCUUUGCUAUAUCCUAUAACUCAGACAUUGCGGAUGUUACGCCAGAGAAUCUUGUCGUAUUCACAGUCUUGCAACAUACUCCUUGGAAACGAGUGGCCACUUAUAAGGUACCAAACCUUCCAGCAUGUCCACCCGGCGGUUGCAUAUGUGCUUGGGGAUGGGUACCCAAUGGUUGCGGAACACCCAACAUGUAUAUGCAAGGCUUUAAAUGUAAAGUUACCGGUAGAACAGGUAAUGCCGCUCUAGCAACGGCGAAACCUCCAGUGUGGUGCGAAGGCAGAUCGUCCAGUUGCGUAUCAGGCGCCAAGCAAAUGAUAUUUUGGCACCAACUCGAUGGCAACAAUAUUGAAGUCAGCGGUUACGAUAGCGCGGGCAGUCCAAAGAGUCCUGCUUAUAGUACGAAAUUAGGCUGGCAGAAUGGUGCCCAGACAGAUAUAUUCUUAAGUGCCGGUACUGCAACUUCUUCGGAGUCUGAAUCCAGUGGGGCACUCGGCGUGUUCGACGUCCUCCGCAAAGCCAUUCACUACAUUUGCAUAUUGUACUUCUUCCCUAUCCUCAUGUACUAAUCUUACACCGAUUCCCCCUACAUUUUUACAGGAGUGGUCGGACAUUUCUCAAUCUUUGUUAUAGAUGUGUUCAUGUUACAUUAU
Molecule: messenger RNA, 1238 nt
Organism: Desarmillaria tabescens
Lineage: Eukaryota; Fungi; Basidiomycota; Agaricomycetes; Agaricales; Physalacriaceae
Exons: 13
Coding region: 210-1154 (314 amino acids)
Source: RefSeq, a predicted model, not a curated record